AUGAAUUUCCACAAUUUCGAGGACGCUGGGAAACGAAUUCUCAGUUUUGCAUCCCAGGAGCGUUUGAGACCAUAUCGCUGCUUGCGCCGUAAGGUUUGCAAUUUCAGACUGAAGGUAGGGAACGUGGUCUCCAUGAACGAUGCAGGUGUUCUUGUAUGUUGUGACAUUGAGGAUGAUGCAGGUCGUCAUAUGAAACAGGUCUUCAUGGAUAAGAACCUGAUUGAUUGUGAGUGCCCCGCCGAUGAUCGCAAGACAGAAGUCAGAGCUGUUGUUUCCAAUGCCCAAUGGAAACAUGUCAUGUCGGUCCAUCAAGAUUGCAUUGUCCUUGGUGCAAAGGUUGAAGAUGGUAAAAUUUACACGAAUCAUGCCGAAGCUGCCGUAGUGCCUGUCAGAGCGAUUAGUGAUAUCCCUGAGGAUGCUCCAAUGCCCAUGGGUGAGCUUUUUGCAGGUGGUUUUUCAGGUUGGACGCAUGCAGCCGCAGCCAUGUGUAGGCUAGGUAUCAAUGUGAACCAUGUUUGGGCCCUGGAUAAAGAUCCUGUUGCAUGCCAGGCGUAUGCCAUGACUCACCAGCCUGAAGUCCAUGUCCGUGGUCCAGUCGAAGCUUCAACUGCAGUUGAGGAAGAACGUGUCGGGGGUAAGUUUCCAUCCCUCCUUUUCCAGACGGCAAUCCAACAUGUGUGGUGGUUGACAUUUGCUAGCCUUUUCAUGUCCGAAGUGAUUGCAAUGUCGGCACCUUGUCCGGCAUGGUCCUUAGCCGAUGCUGCACCGGGACUCAUGAGGAAUGAUGGAAUGCUCAUUGUAGUUGCCAUAUUCUACACUGCGAUGCUGAGGCCUAGGAUUUUUGUUUCCGAAAAUGUCUCAAACUUGAAAGCCCAUCGUCACUGGAGGUUGAUCUCUUGGAUCAUUGAAUGGCUCAAUUAUAGAGUGCACAUGAACCAAUCUUUUGAUCUCAAGGAAGUCAUUCCGCAGGCCAGAGAUCGUGUGAUUAUGGUGUGCGUUGAUGCUUUGGACAUCGAAAUCUCAAGAGUGAACCCAGUCAAGUGGCCAGUGACAAGGAAACACACGUUGCGAACCUAUGGGGCCAUCUGUGACCUUGACAAUGAGUGGCAGCAAAGAGCCAGGCUUGAUGAUGCAGAACUGAAGAUGUAUCUCGACCCAGCCAAUUUGCCUAAGGAAUUCUCAAGAGGCCAUGCCAAGAAAACCUCAAGGGAUGUUCUUGCGUACAGACUCAAAGACCUUGAUUCCGUGGCAUCUUGCAUCCUCACAAGCUAUGGAAGACCAGCUGCAUUGAGUGACUCUUUGGUUCGCCGAGGCGGGAUUUAUGGUUCCCUCAUCAUGAUUGGUCCUGUUGUCAGGAAAUUGGUUGCACCCGAAUUUGCGAUUCUCAUGGGAUUGAUCCACAGACAGUGGAUUCCGGAGCCUGAGUACCAAUCCACCAUGAUCUUUGGAAAUGCCAUUGCUGUUCCCCAUGCCCUCAUUGGUUUACUGAAUGCUGUAGCGGUGGUCAGAGAUCCUUGGGUCUUGCAGGGCAUCCCUGAAGUGUUUGCAGCCAUUUUUCGUGAAUCCAUGAACGCCUCCAACAUUUGCAUUCAGCCUGAAGCCGGAGGGUUUUGCAUCCGUAGGAAAGAUUGUGAUGACUCCGAUAUUCCUGCAACCAUUCCGAUCUUUGAGUUUGCCAAAAUCAAAGUCCGAUCGCCCAUGCAUUCCUUUGAACUUACUGUGGAAGUAGGACUGAAUGUCUCAGAGGUGAUUGCCAGGCUGACUGCUGAAUCUUUUCCAGCUCGUUUGGAAGUUUGUAUCGAAGGUGCUGCGGAUCUCAAGUUUCCCUUGCCUCAGGGGCUUUGCAUGACGGCUCAUGACAUGGUGAUCUCAGCCAAUGUGCCAAGCUGCCUCUUGUUGACGGAACAAGGAAUCAAGAAGUGUGACUGGCCUUUCAUUUUGGUCCUUUUUCCUGAUGGAAUGUUAGCCGUUCUUAGGCAGGGUGAUGCACUGGUAGUGGACGUUUUGGCAGCUGUUCAUCAAUUUUCUGAAGCCUUGACUGACCCGUUCAUCGACUUCAUGGGUCGCGGUUUGAAUGAUGGAGAAACAUGUCCAAAUGUGGUGUUGCUCUGUGAUCCCAUGAAAACACUGGAAUUUGGAGAGCGCAUGCAUGUGCUGCCGGUAUUUGAGAUGUUGGCCGAAUCAUUCCAUGCUGCAAUCAAGGUCCGGGAAAUUCAUGAAUUCAUCCAAUGGAUUGAGAGGACAGGAAUUCACUCUGUUGUUCUUGCGGUUGGUUGGCACUUCCUGGUUCAGCUUAGCAUUGAUGAAGAUGAAACCCCAAAAGACGUGCUACUGCUCCCUCGUUUUGGAAGACUUGCUGUGCCACCCCAAGCCAUUGCCCAGAUCAUUAUUACCAGAGUUUUUCUCAAUCAAAUCAGCCUCAUCUUUGAAAGAGUUGCUGAUGAUCGGACAGUUCGGGUUUCAAUCAAGCUCUGGGAUUCUUGGAUUUGGGAACGAGAUAUUGAUGAAAACAUGACAACUCAAUUCAUCCUUGAUGCUUGGUUGUACGCACAUGAAAUGUUUGGAAACCGAUCCCCAUGCAGACUGAUUGCUUUUGGUCAACAGAUCAACCCUGAAUGGCAGAUCAAGAACUACGAUCAGCGUGAUCCCAAUGGAAGAAGGAUUUUGAAGAUCCAUGUUAUCCUUCAGAUUCGUGGAGGGGGGCCUCCAACGCCUCCUCUGCCGUCGAAAAGAGCCAUGCCCGAUGCUUUUCGCUUUGAUGAGUUGAGCGAUUUGGAAGAUCAUCAGCCGUCCAGACUUAUCUCGGUUUUACUGCAGAAUCUGGUGGAAAUGCAUGAUUUCAACUCUCGGAUGGAACUGGGUUACUUGCGUAAUGCAGCUUUUCGAACUGACAGUGUGGGUUUCUCCAUGAUCAGUACAAUUCCGACCGUGGUACGAUUUCUUAGAGAUCUUAAUCUCACUGGCAUUGAGCUUGUUUUGCAAGCAAUUGGAUGGCAUGCUGUGAUGCAUUUUGAAGAUUGCAGGGACCCACCGACAGUCAAGUUGAUGAUCAUUCCUCGAGCAGGUGUGAAACAUCUGGCCAUGGAAACCGUCAAGUCCUUUCUUGCCCAUGCCAUUGCUGCCAAAGCCAUGCCUUAUCCGCGUAUGUCCGCUGAGGGAGUCUGUGUCCGGGUCAAAAUGUGUGAUUCAUGGAUUGUUGGUGCAGUCUAUCAUGCCAAGACCUUGAUGGGUGAUUUCUGUGAUUCCUGGUUCCGUAUCACAUCCAUCUUUGGAGAACCGUCCAACAUGCGCUUGGUUUGCCAGAGCAGGUCAGCCAACCCAGACAAAAUGCUUGAAGAUUAUGUUUCGGUUGAUGAACAUGGCAUCCGGUAUGUCAAAUUUUUUUUGGUGCUUCAGUUGCGGGGUGGGGGACCCAAGAAUAUGCCUGGUCAACCUGCAAUCAAGCAAAAAAAUGAGCUGGCCAAACACCUUCUUGAAGUGGGUUGUACGAUUGAUGACAUCUCCAUUUUCGUUGACAAGUUGGUCAGUGUGGCAGGCAUCCCGGCAAUUGCGAAUUGUUUGAAGCCCAAAGACCUGGCAACACGAAUGUCAAAUAUUGACAAACUUGCUGCCGCCAUGAAGCUCAGUGUACCAUCCUCCAAGCCGAUUGAGGCCAAUAUCCGCAAAAACACAGCCAAAAAGGUCAAUGCAUCGGGACUCAAACAGGAGCAUGUAUGUGCAGCCAAUUUCAUGCUUCAGAAAGGUUUCUUCUUUUGUGAAGACGGUUCCGAGGCCAAACCCUGUGAGAACAUUAAACAUGGUACAUGUGGGAUUGCUCUAGUUGACCCAGGGGACGCUGCCCCUUGGAUCCGCCAAGCUGUUUCCAUUACCCAGGACGAACUUGCUUUGCUGGUCCUAGGUCCAUGUCCUUUCCCUAGUUCGAACUGCAAGAGGCUUGAUGUCCCAGCAAUCACUGAACAGCAGGCACCAGUCUUGUUGAGUUGUUGUUUUCAUCAGCUGGGGCAGAAGAAAGUUGAAUUUCGACGCCCAUCUGACAUUUCGGUCUCUGUCGAAGAAACCUGUGUCCUUGCGAUUACAGUUUUCAAAGAUGAAGUGGAUCAGGAAGCAUGGGAUGAGGUAGUUCAGUCCCCAGUCCGAGCGGUGUUUGACAUGAUCCGAUCUUUGUCUGUGCAGAUCGAAACCAAGUCGCCUCCCUGGGGUAGAACCUGGAGAGAUCAGAGUGGUAAGUGUGCAGCUUCCGUUGCGAUGAGCCUGCAGUUCCAUGUCCGUGUUGCGAGCACAAAAGUGAGUGAUCUCCUGAACAUCAGUGGCCUUAGGGGGGUUUACAUAGCAGUCAAGACUGAGGAAAAGAAGCCCGAUCCUCAGUUUUCAGUUUUAUGGUUAGACCUUCCUUUGGCAGAUCUCAAAGUUGCAGCUGCAUCCAACAAAUCGAGUCUUGGCCUUGUGAGAAUUUCGAGAGGGUCUGGAGCCAAAAUUUCACGUGGCAUUCGCUUCAGAACAGAUGAGCUGCAGGAGGCCGCCAAACUGCUCAAGCCAGCAGCAGCUCUUCCUGUGUCAAUUCAGAUCAAGUUCACUGCGAAAUUGGCCCCGACGCCCCUUGGUGUUACGUUUGAGACGGUCAAAGAAUUGAUCGACACAAAGCAAUGGAAAGCCCGUCCAAUCAAACCCCUUGGAGCCCAAGCUUGGCUUCUUGGCUUCGCUGAGAAAGUCGAUGAGAGCUGGAUCUCUUGGAAUGAAAAAAUGUUGUUGCUCACAUGGGACAUCGAGAAGAAGCAGAAAGAAUUGCAGACUGUCUUGGCCGGUCAGCAGAAUCUUAAGUUUGUGGCAAAGCAUCCCAUCAAACUGAACGAAGAUGACCCUUGGGCGAGCUACAUCAAGAAGAAUGGAUCGACACCUCUCUCAGUUGCCAAUGCAGUCUCCUCCAAUCCGGCCGUGCGUGCUUGCGAGGGCCCAAUUGAACAGAGGUUCAAGGAGCAGGAUGUGAAAAUCAAUGAGCUGAAGUCGACAGUGAAUGACAUGAGCAAACGACUGGAAUCGGCAGAACAGAGUCGCUCAGAUUUCAAAAAGGAGGUUGCUGACCAAUUCAAUGAUGUUCGCGGGCAAGUCAAGAACCAGGUUGACUCUUUGUCGAAACAUUUUGAUGCAACCCUUGAAAGAGCCAUGAGACGCCAGGAUUCCCAACUUGAAGGUUCAUUUGCAGAACUUAAAGCUCUGAUCCUGAACAAGCCCCUGCCAGCCAAGAAAGCCAAGACUGAAAAACCGAAAAGACAAGGUGAGGAUGAUGACGGGGACGAAGGUCUGUUGCCUUUGGAUCGUGUCAUGACUUUCCAAGAUAUUGUUCUUGCUGAAGUUGAUGAGCCCUCGGAUGAGUGUCGCUACAAAAACUACAAGAUGAUCUACAAGCGUCAGCCCCGCAAACACAAGCCCCUGACGCGUCUAGACGGGCCGGCGGAGGAAAGGAAGCUCAGGGAUGAUGAAAUGCGUCGCCUCAUUCAGCAGGUUCCAACCGACAAGGCUCGUGCGUUUGCCUUCGACAUCGACUGGGAUGCCGUCCACGGCAACAACAUCAUCGAGAAAAAGCUUCGACCCUGGGUCAAGAAGAAGGCUCAAAGACUUGUGACUUGCGUUGCUGUUCUGUUUUAG
Messenger RNA from Cladocopium goreaui, 5643 nucleotides. NCBI's taxonomy places the organism in Eukaryota, Dinophyceae, Suessiales, Symbiodiniaceae. The record is from the annotation of a GenBank genome assembly.